CGCCAAUGUAUAAGUCUGUGAAACCCAAUUUGUUGACAUAUUUUGACAACAUGCUGUGUACUUUGAAACAACACUGAACCAAAAUCGUUUGCAAGCACGAUAUUUCAUCUAUUUACGUACAGAUGCUCUUGAUGAGAUGCUGCAAAACAGUGACUGCCAUCUUCCGUAUGAUCUGUUACCAGGAGCUGUAGACAAUUUUAGGGCCACAGAAUCAUCAUUCGAUAGUGGAUAUUGUGCGUCCCCAUUAAACCCUUCUUCAGGUUCCAGUCGUCAACUCGCCAACAUGAUGCAGCCGAUGUUUCUUGCGAGUCCAACAAAAAGUCCUUUCAAGGUGAAUACGGACUCCAAUCACAUGAUAAUUAUCAGCCCUUUGAAAGGAAUAUUCAGUCCUUUCAAGGACUCCUCCCUCAGUCCAUUCAAGCUUAUGCAGAGUCCUUCAAAGGGUUUUGAUGAUUGGGACAGAGACUUGUUUGCAAACUUUGAGGAAAAUUUGUUUGGAAUGGGCGACAUGUCCGAAAAUCUUGUGGAUGAACUUUUGAAGUCCCCGAAGGGAAAGGCACUUAUGGAAAUGAGACAAAGUCCUAGCCAAGCAGUAAGAAGACUUCGCAUUUCUCCAGACAACCGCCACAAAGGACAGAGGUUCCAGUCACUAGCUGAUGCACAUUCAGACAUUGAUUCUGUUGCGCAAACCACCGGAUUACAAUGCCUUGACUUUAAAAUGGUAGAUAUAAAGGAAGAAACCACUAUUCACGAUCACAUGUAUGGUCAAAAUAUGUCGGGAAAUACACUAAGUGCAAUAGACCCAAACAAAAUGGGUGCUACUCCAAUAAAGCCUCGCAUGACAAACAUAGAAAAUGCACCGAUUCGAAAACUUUCAAUGAUGAAGUCUGUAGGAAAUUGUCCUAUGCCAAAUGUUGUUGUGAAAUCUGAAAACGAGCCCAGUGUGCAACACUUGUCUGAAAACUGGCCUCCAACAGAAAGGUUGAAGUUUGCACGUAAACAGUUUCGGGAGAUAUUGAACGAUGCAGUGAAGAGAGAAAUACAGCUACUGAAGCAGCAGAAAUUAAAGAAAGCUGAGCUUGUGACAAAAAAUAUUCUUCUGGAAAACAAGAAACAGUUAGAGUUCAAGAUUGGCAAGACAGAACACCACAAACAGGACAAAAAUCUCAAAGACAGAGUGACUAAAAAGGGUAAAAAAGUGAAGACCUACAGGAAAAAGAAAAAAGACACCUACCCUCAAAUAAAGAUGGCUCUGGCAAAGACAAUAGUUCGGAAUCAGCCACCGGUUGUUCACAGGCAGCUGUCCCCACUAACUCCACUGAUACAUAACACCAUGUUGGACCCUGGUUGGUAUCCUAGCGCUGAUGAUGAUGAUGAAGAGGUAGAGCAGUGGACUGGACCACCUCCCUUCCACACACAGGCUAGCGGUAGUUUUUAUAGCGACGAUAUGUCAUCAGAGGAAGAGGAGGAAACGCCCACAAACUAUCAGUAUGAAACUCUUUCUGGACGAAGGGUGACCAUAAAAAGACCAAGACUUUGUUGAUUGGGUGUGUUUUGCUGUGAUUUAAUCUAAAUGUUUUGCUUUGAUUUUUGUAUCAGUGGUAAAGGAAAAUUGGCAUAUUUCAUAUUGAAUAUUAGAUACUGAGCACUUGAAUGGGAAUUUAGUUUUGAUUAUUAUUGAAUAAUUUCUGGCCAAAUUUAGAAGUAAAUUAUGUUAAGCUUAAUUCUUAAACUGUUUCUCUUUCCCUGUGAUUACUCGAGAUGUUUUGAUACUGAAAAAAAUGCAUGUGUAAACGACACUUAUUAGUCCCCUACUUGUGAAACCGGUGAGGGACUUAUGGUUUGCGCUCUGUGUGACUGUCAGUCUGUCACACUUUUCUGGAUCCUGCGAUCACUUGAAAAAGUUCUUCUAAUUUUUUUCAUGAAACUUGAAACUUGGACAGAUGGCAAUAUGGAGAUUAUGCACGUCAUUUCAUUUUGUUUCUACGUCAAGAAUUCCGGUUGCUAUAGCAACAAAUAGACUAGAAAUAUUGCUGAAAAUGGUGGAUCCUGCGAUAACUUUACAAGUUCUUCAUAUUUUUUCCUGAAAAUUAAAACAUGGAUAUAUGGAGAUUAUGCACAUCAUUUCAUUUUGUUCCUACUUCAAGAAUUCUGGUUGCUUUGGCAACAAAUAAACUACAAAUAUUGCUGAAAAUGGUGGAUCCUGCGAUAACUUUAAAACUUCAUAUUAUUUCAUGAAAUUAAUAACAUUAUAUAGUAAU
Messenger RNA from Dreissena polymorpha, 2261 nucleotides. RefSeq lists its product as uncharacterized. Bases 137 to 1543 code for a protein of 468 amino acids. The record is from RefSeq and is a predicted model, not a curated record. The transcript has 3 exons. NCBI's taxonomy places the organism in Eukaryota, Metazoa, Mollusca, Bivalvia, Myida, Dreissenidae.